Talaromyces atroroseus is the source of this 675-nucleotide messenger RNA. RefSeq names its product putative hemerythrin-like protein. The record is from RefSeq and is a predicted model, not a curated record. The coding region runs from base 1 to 675 and encodes 224 amino acids. The transcript has 2 exons. Lineage: Eukaryota; Fungi; Ascomycota; Eurotiomycetes; Eurotiales; Trichocomaceae.
AUGUCGUUCUCUCGUGCUGCACACAGAGUCCUUCAAGCUUCCUACCCGACAACCAUUGCAUGCCGCGGUGUAUCAAAACGCUGGUACAGUGCCACUGCCCCUGUCAUGUCUCUCAUCUCAGAAACAAUCCAACACGAUCAUCGGGAGCUGGAGGAUGCGUACAAAAAGAUCCUCAGCAACCCUGAUCUCAACGAGAAGAAAAAAUGGCAGAACCAGUUUACAUGGGAGCUUGCCCGGCACUCUAUUGCCGAGGAGUUACUUGUCUAUCCGGCCAUGGAGCGCCACCUGUCUGACGGCAAACGCCUGGCCGAUAAAGAUCGAGCAGAACACCAGAGUGUUAAGGAGCAGCUCUACAAGUUCCAGAGUCUGCAGCCGGCCGACCCUGAUUUCGAGCCCACCCUCCAGGGCCUUUGGGCGGAUCUAGGGCAACAUAUCAAGGAGGAAGAAGAACAUGACAUGGUCGAAUUGGAGAAAGCAUUGCAGGAAUCGGAAUCUCAAGCCUUGGUUACCAAGUUCAACCGGACCAAGAAGUUUAUUCCUUCGCGUAGCCACCCAAGCGCCCCAAACAAACCACCUUUCGAAACUGUGGCCGGCUUGAUGGCUGCGCCUAUAGAUCAUCUAUCUGACAUUUUCAGGUCAUUCCCCGAUGAGAGCAAGAGUGAGCUGCCGCCUUGA